Eleginops maclovinus (Patagonian blennie) is the source of this 1510-nucleotide messenger RNA. It is a transcript of the gene pycr1a, whose product is annotated as pyrroline-5-carboxylate reductase 1a. Bases 391 to 1356 code for a protein of 321 amino acids. Gene Ontology annotation, biological process: L-proline biosynthetic process. The record is from RefSeq and is a predicted model, not a curated record. The transcript is spliced from 8 exons. Gene Ontology annotation, molecular function: pyrroline-5-carboxylate reductase activity. Lineage: Eukaryota; Metazoa; Chordata; Actinopteri; Perciformes; Eleginopidae.
CUGACACACACAGCAGGAAGAGGGUGUGUGUUUGUGUGCGCAAGAAAGAGUGGGAGACCAAAUCCAGGAGGCAAAAGGAUACAGAAACAGCAAGACAAAGAGCAAGAGACAGAGCCAACGGUUUGAGUUAUUUGGACGGGCAGUUAAGGGCCUACUGUGAAAAGAUUACAAGGACCGAGUUGCGGAGUAAUGGAACUUGACUGACAGGACAACAAACCCGUCCACCUGUCCAGCACUGCCGGCCAUUGUUGGAAGAUUGAUCACUGUAUACGACUUUUAGAGGACCUUCUACACUUUCAACUUUUCAUACACUGGACAAUUUGGUGAUUGAAGAGAGCACGCAAGGAACAACCAAGAUUUCUGAGGACAAACACUUCAGCUUUGAGUAAAAUGAGUGUGGGUUUCAUAGGAGCAGGCCAGCUGGCCCACGCUCUGGUGAGAGGAUUUUCAGCUGCAGGCGUGAUUGCCACCCACAGAAUCACAGCCAGUUCCCCAGACACAGAUCUCCCCACAGUACAGGGGCUAAGGAAAUUGGGUGUCAAUUUCACAACAAGCAACAAAGAGACAGUGAGCAAGAGUGAUGUUCUCUUCCUGGCCGUGAAGCCCCACAUCAUCCCCUUUGUACUGGAUGAGAUUGGACCAGACAUUGAAGAUCGUCAUCUUAUUGUGUCCUGUGCGGCAGGUGUCACCAUCAGCUCUAUAGAGAAGAAGCUGCAGCUGUAUUGUGCUUUUCCCAAGGUAAUGCGCUGCAUGACAAACACUCCAGUAGUGGUGCGUGAGGGGGCCACCGUGUACGCCACAGGCACCCAUGCAAAAGUAGAGGAGGGAAAGCUUCUGGAGCAGCUGAUGGCCAGUGUAGGAUACUGCACUGAGGUAGAGGAGGACCUGAUUGAUGCCGUCACCGGUCUCAGCGGCAGUGGUCCUGCUUACGCAUUUACAGCUGUAGAUGCCCUUGCUGAUGGUGGAGUGAAAAUGGGCCUGCCCAGAAGACUGGCUGUUCGCCUCGGAGCCCAAGCCCUGCUGGGGGCUGCUAAAAUGCUUUUAGACUCAGAGCAACACCCUGGCCAGCUCAAGGACAAUGUGUGUUCACCAGGGGGCGCCACCAUCCACGCCCUGCAUGUCAUGGAGAGUGGUGGCUUCCGCAGCCUCCUCAUCAAUGCUGUAGAGGCUUCCUGUAUUAGGACUAAGGAACUUCAGUUUUUGGCAGACCAAGAGAAAAUAUCCUCCGCUGCCAUUAAGAAGACAACUCUGGACCAAGUGUUGCAGCAGCCAGGAGUGAUUCCAGAGGGUGUCGAAGUCAGAUCUCAUGGGAUCAGUAUGUUCCACAGCAAUAACCCUAGGACCAGAAAGAAGUGAUUUAUUGUCAAGCUUUGAAACAGCCCAUUUGAUAUGCUCUGAAUUGUAUGCUGUGAAUUAACCACUACUGGCAGAUGGUGUGGGAACAAAAGAGAACCUUUGGGAUAUGUUUUGAUAAUAAAACAUCUAUAUUUGGGACGACGCUGUAAAAACA